AGAGCGCUGGUCCGAGCACCGACCCCGGGGGCCCCACCUCGCUCCUACCUCGCUCCUACCUCGCUCCCUUGAGGCAGGAGGAGCGUGCCCGGCUUGAGGCCAUCCUAGCCUUUAGGAGUCUAGACUCGACUGGAAGAUUUCUCUCCCUCUUGCUCUUGUGCCUCCUCCUCCUCCCUCCUCCUCCUCCGGUACAAAAUAUUUAGAAAACGCGCCGCCCUGCAGUGGUCACUGUGAAUACAACACGCCAGUCCCCUUCGUGGGGUCUCAUCCUGCUCUGCGCCCGUGGAUCUACGAUGCAAAGACUGGUCCUUCCUUUACCAGUUUCCGGGCGGACCCCAAUGCGUGGGGCGGGAUGACCAAGAGGCCCCCCCCCCGGCCAGGGAGACAGGAUCGUGCCCCAAAUGGAUGCUCUUUUCACAGUGGGCUGCACUUCUGGUUCGGAUUCAUCGCGUGACGUUUUUAAGCCCCGGCUUCGGCUGCUGGCUUCGCUCCGCAGCCGGGGGGUCCACUUCGGACGCUGCCGCCAGCCGCCAGCCCCACCAUGCAUUUCAUGCAGCGGGAUCUCAAGCCGCUUCGCUUGUUGCAGUCCCUUGAUCAAAUAUUUCACUGGCUUUUGCUUGUUGCUUUUAGAAGCCUUUUAUGCAAAAUCUCAUCUCAUCUCCCCGAACCAGCCGGCCGGCCGCGGCCAGCGCGGAGACAGAGACGCGGCGCCUUUAAGGGCAGCCCCGCCCCCUGCUCCAGUCCGCAGCGGAUUGGCCGGAGCAAUGCCGCCUGCGCGGAAAGAGAAACAUUUUGCAGCGCGCCUGCCCUGCCCGGGUGGCCGGUUCCUGCACUUGGGUGGCCUGCGGACCGCUUUGUACAACUACCUCUUUGCCAAGCAGCACCAGGGCCGCUUCCUCCUGAGGCUGGAGGACACGGACCAAAGCCGCGUGGUGCCCGGGGCCGCCGAGGGGCUGGAGGACAUGCUGGAGUGGGCAGGCCUCCCGCCGGACGAAAGCCCUCGCCGGGGCGGUCCUGCUGGCCCCUACCAGCAGUCCCAGAGGCUUGGCCUCUACAGGGAAGCCACGGAGCUGCUCCUCGAGAAGGGGGCCGCCUACCGCUGCUUCUGCACCCCACAGCGCCUGGAGCUUCUCAAGAAGGCAGCCCUGCGCAGCCAGCAGACCCCACGGUACGACAACCGGUGUCGUCACCUCAGCGCCAAGCAGGUGGCCGAGAAGAUGGCGCAGGGGACGGGCCACGUGGUCCGCUUCCGGCUGGAGGAGGGAUCGGAGCCCUUCUGCGACCUGGUCUAUGGCUGGAGCAAGCACGAGGUGGCCAGUGUGGAGGGGGACCCGGUGGUCCUGAAGAGCGACGGUUUCCCCACCUACCACCUGGCCAACGUGGUGGACGACCACCUCAUGGGCAUCAGCCACGUGCUGCGUGGCGCCGAGUGGCUGAUCUCCACCUCCAAGCACCUCCUGCUGUACAAGGCCUUGGGCUGGGACCCGCCUCGCUUUGGCCACCUGCCGCUGCUCCUGAACCCGGACGGCAGCAAGCUCUCCAAGAGGCAGGGCCACGUCUUCGUGGAGCAGUUGGCUCAGGAAGGCUGCUUGCCGGAAGCCCUGCUGGACUUGGUGACCACCUGCGGCUCUGGCUUUGCAGAGACACGGACGGGGAGGUCGCUGGAGGAGCUGGUUGCCGAGUUUGAUGUGGGCAGGAUUGAAAGGCACUCGGCCCUGCUGGACCUGGAGAAACUUCCCGAGUUCAACAGGAUCCACCUGGCCCAGCAGAUUGGAGAGGAGACGCUGCGGCCGAAGCUGGUGGCCGAGGUGCAGGCCGUGGUGGAGCAGGCCUAUGGGGAGCAGCUGGAGGACCGAGGGGUCCUUGAGAAGCACUACGUGGAGCAGGUGCUUCUCUUGAGCAGAGGCCACAUAAGCCGCGUGAAGGACUUGGUGUCACCCCGGAAUGCCUACCUUUGGAUUCGGCCCUCCGUGCCUCACGAGGAGCUGCAAGUGGUUUCGGCCAAGGCAGAUGAGAUCGGGAAGCUUGUCCUCCGGUUGCUGGAGGGCCCGGCAGCUGCUCUGUCUCCCCAAGAGCUCGGCCAAGGCCUGAGGCAGCUGCAAGGGCAGGUUCAAGGCACCCCAUACAGCCAGAUGAUGAGGCUGCUUCGCCUGGCCCUCAGUGGCCAGCAGCAAGGGCCCAGCGUGGCCGAAAUGAUUGUCUCCCUGGGGCCCCGAGAAGCCAGAGCCCGGAUCCAGAGGGCCUUGUGCAGCUGACCGGCCCCCCUGGAGGAGGAAGUGGGCCCUCCAGCCAUGCCUUGGACGGAGGAGGCUGCGGACAGACAGACUUCCAUGGAGUUGGCACAUUCUUGGGAGGGCUGCCGCCCGUCCCAGAGAAAGACUUUGCUGCCCUCAGGACGGCACUCUGUUGUUUUACCAUGCGGGUGCCCCCGUGGCGCUGGCCGGAAGGUGCCACUGACCGGUUCACCUUCCGUCUGACCUGAUGAUGAUGAUGAUGAUAAUAAAGUGAAAGACGGACUCA
This is a messenger RNA of Hemicordylus capensis (graceful crag lizard), 2520 nucleotides long. RefSeq names its product glutamyl-tRNA synthetase 2, mitochondrial (gene EARS2). The record is from RefSeq and is a predicted model, not a curated record. Gene Ontology annotation, molecular function: tRNA binding; ATP binding; glutamate-tRNA ligase activity. Gene Ontology annotation, biological process: glutamyl-tRNA aminoacylation. NCBI's taxonomy places the organism in Eukaryota, Metazoa, Chordata, Lepidosauria, Squamata, Cordylidae. The coding region runs from base 402 to 2255 and encodes 617 amino acids. The transcript is spliced from 9 exons.